This is a messenger RNA of Serinus canaria (Common canary), 548 nucleotides long. RefSeq names its product hepatic lectin-like. NCBI's taxonomy places the organism in Eukaryota, Metazoa, Chordata, Aves, Passeriformes, Fringillidae. The record is from RefSeq and is a predicted model, not a curated record. Bases 117 to 533 code for a protein of 138 amino acids. The transcript has 4 exons.
UAAAUUUUAACCCUCUGGAGGGGAAGGAGGAACCGGAACAUUUCCAGGAUCGUCCCCAGAGUGCCCCUGUGGGCCCUGAUCCGGAAAAUCGAAAAAAUCCCUCCAAAACUCCCAGGAUGGACGAGGAGGAGCUCCAGGAUGACCUGCGCCUCUUCCCAGGCGGCGCGGCGCUCCCGGCGCGGCUGCGCUCCUUCCCGGCCGUGUACCUGAGCCUGGCGCUCUCCUCGCUGCUCCUGCUGGGCCUCAGCGCUCUGGCGCUCGCCAGAGUUUCCUCCAUUUCCUCCAAACUCCACCAGGAGAAACCGGAGUGGAAUUUUUCCAGUUGGGAUUCCUUCCUGUUCCCGUGCGGGGCGGAUUCCCGGGAAUGGGAAUAUUUCUCUGGGAAUUGUUAUUAUUUCUCGCUGGCGCGGCUGAGCUGGGAGCGGGCGCGGGAGCAGUGCCGGGAGCGCCGCGCCGACCUCGCCGCCGUCGGCAGCUUCGCCGAGCAGGUGACCCCAAACCCCAAAACACCCCAUCCCCCAUCCCCAUCCUGACCCCAAAUCCCAAAA